Molecule: messenger RNA, 1952 nt
Organism: Haplochromis burtoni (Burton's mouthbrooder)
Lineage: Eukaryota; Metazoa; Chordata; Actinopteri; Cichliformes; Cichlidae
Gene: cunh1orf174
Product: chromosome unknown C1orf174 homolog
Exons: 4
Coding region: 466-939 (157 amino acids)
Source: RefSeq, a predicted model, not a curated record
GGCGUCGAUGGCGGUGUAGUGUGGCGUAGAGGACGUCCUGAUAUUGAAACUGCAGACCUCUGAGUGAACCUCACCAGCAGGAAAUACACCGGGUAGGCGGCGGGGAGCGCUUACGUCGUAAAAUUAUCGCCGUUGUUUAGUCGCUAGUUGAAGCCAGCCGAUUGGAAAGCCAGAAAACCCCAAGGUGGUGUAAACUUUCAAUAUCGUAGCUGAAAAACCUAAAUAUCCACGCCGGCAAAUGAUACAUAAGAUGCCUGGUGAAGUUGAUCAUUUGAAGCCAAGAAAGAGGAAGAGCAGCUCUGAGACCAGAAACUCCAGAAAGGUUUGUUUUGUCUGUGUACAUAAUGCUGCAGAUGUGUGAUGAGUCAAAAAGAAAGGCAGGAGUUAUAGUUAUCUACACCCCUACAGCUGUAACCCCUACACCGGACAGCUACAUCUGCUGCAAGGAGAUGCGUGAAAAGUCCAAUGGCGAACUCGUCAUCUGAGAGCAGCUCAGCAGUUGGGAACACUAAAGCAGCUGGUCCUCUGGAGAGAGACUCCUGCAUCAGCUGUGAAUGCCACCAGUCUUCUGGCAGGAGGAGGUGCUCAGCAUCACCAGAGCAUGAAGGACAGGAAGGUAAAGAGAACACGCUGAUGGUGGGACAGGAUUCAGACAGCUGCGUAAUGAAUAGCAUCUGGGACAAAUAUGAGCCUGAGCAUAUGGAUUAUGAAGAAACGAGCAGAAUUAUGUUCCCAGAUGAUGACAGUAAUCAGAUCCUUCCUGUGGAGCAGUUCUUUGGAAACUUGGAUGCUGUACAGGAUUUUCCUGAAAGAUCAUCCUCGUCUUCUAGCCGCACCCAAAGGAAGAACAGGAGGCGACAUUACUACGCUAGAGAGGACAGCGAUGAAGACGAGGUGGAUUUCAGCGGUGUGCAGCGAGACAACGGGGUGGGCACUUAGUGAAGCGUUGCCGCUCUUAUAACUGAGAAAGUUCUGCUCGUGAAAAGACAUUAAACCUCUCAGCACUUAGAAAACUACCUGCUCAAACAUUGCAUUCAAUCAAUAAUUAGAUUUUUAAAAAGUCAUAACUGCAAUAGUAAAAUGAAAAUGGCCAAUGUGAGUAAAUGCAGUAAUGUUUGUGAAAUUAUUGCUGAAUGUAUGCUCACAUAACACCUGGUGUAGCUAUAUCUGGUGUAACCAUCACCAGUGUUUAUAGCACUUUGUGUAGAAAAUUGAAAUCCUGAGUGCAGCUUCAGAUUAGCCUCUGAGAUACUAAAGAAAAUGCUGGAUUUAAGUUUUUGUUUUCCCAUACAAAUGAAAACUGAUUAAUUGCCAAUGUUACAUCCUGACAAGAGCAACAGAGUGACAAUUUCAGUCUAAGUUUAGAUUACACGUCUGUAAUGAGGAGGGAUGGAGCAUGAACAUCUGUACUGAGAGCUUUAAUAGCACAAAUUCAUUGCUUAAGCUGAACAUCUUCAACAGUUUUCUGCAUAAAAGUCAUUCACCAAGUGUCUCUUCAUCCUCAACUCGUGUGUGUGUGUGCUCACGUUUCUGGCAGCUUUGAAAUAUAUAACAUCUGUAUCAAUACAUAAUCAAUGUAAUGAAUUAAUUUUCCCUGAGAGGGUUCUUCUAAAAUUUGUAAGAGUGUUGUUUAAAAAAACAAAAACAAAGGUUCCUCAUACAAGACUGCAGUCUGAAAGACUGGAUAAUUUAAACCUGAGUGAAAAUGUAAUCUAACCAAGAGGUUAACAGUAAUUGCACUAGAUGUUGUCGCCUGUAUUUUUUACAUGACUGUUCUAAACCGUCCAAAUAUUUUAUAUAUUUACUGCCUUAUUUAUGUCAAUUUGCUUUUCACAUUCUAUGCAGCAUUCUCAGUAAAUGCAUGAUUCGUUAUCAUCUUUGUACUUAAUUUGUGUACUUUACAUCACAGUGCCAAUACAGUGAACAAAUAAAUGAAUUUCAUGGUUUCUUAA